CCCGCAGAGAUGAAGACGGUGUGGGUUGUGUCCGGAGGUCGGGCGGAGUUGCCCUGCGUCCCUCGCACUCAGUACCCGGAUGACCAGCCUGUCCUCGUCCUGUGGUAUCGCUCGAGCAAGACGCGCCCCGUCUACAGCUACGAUGCGAGGGUGGGCGACUUCACUGCGGGCGUGCGAUGGACAGACCCGGAGACGCUCGGCGGGCGCGCCUACUUCACCGUCAUCUCCGAGCCGCCCUCGCUGGUGCUCGAGCCCGCCCACCCCCAGGACGAGGGCGUGUAUACCUGUCGGGUCGACUACCGCCUGUCCACCUCCACCAGGACGAACGUCAACCUCACCGUCGUCAUUCCUCCCGGGCCGCCCAUGGUGAUGUGGCGAGGGCAGCGUGUGGUGGGCGCCGUGGGUCCACUGACGGAGGGCGAGAGAGUCGACCUGACGUGCCGGAGCGUGGGUGGGCGCCCUCAGCCCGUGCUUACCUGGUGGAGGAAGGGCCUGCGGCUGCCUCUUCUGACGGUCAACUCGACGACUGAUUCCGUUACAGGAACCUACGCCGUGGAAGCUACCCUCACUCUGACGGCGUCGAGGGCUAUAGCUGGCGUGGACUUCACCUGCCACGCCUACACGCCCACGGAACUCCACGGGGACGACGGCUCAGCAAUCGUGCAGCCUCGAACAGCCACCAUUUCGCUUAAUGUCACAUUGCCUCCUAUGGAAGUUCGUAUCCUGAGCUCCGAGCACCCCAUAGCCGCCGGCAGAUCCAUCCGCCUGGUGUGUCGCUCCGUGGGGUCCCAUCCGCCCGCUCACCUCUCUUGGUGGAGCGGCACCUCGCCCCUUCGUCAGGUAGUUCGCGCGAUCGAGGACGCCGGUAACGUAACGACAGCAACCCUGAACAUACUGGUGGAGAGACAGCACGACGGCACGACACUCAGAUGCACGGGAAUCAAUCCAGCUCUUCCCCACUCGCCGCUGACGGACACGUACAAGCUGACGGUGCACUACGCCCCCGUGGUGGGCCUGCGCCUGGGCCGCGCGCUGACCCCGAGGCUGAUCAAGGAAGGCGACGACGUGUACUUCGAGUGCGACGUGCAGGCCAACCCGCCCUUCCACCGCGUCGACUGGUUCCACAACGGCAUGACGAUGGAGCACAACAUGAGCGCGGGCGUCAUCAUGAGCGGUCUCUCCCUCAUCAUCAGAGACGUGACGCGACAGCAUGCCGGCUCAUACACCUGCGAGGCGGCCAACAUGGAGGCGAGGACGAUCAGUAACGCCGUCUAUCUCACUGUCAAACACGCGCCCGUGUGCGCCGGCACGGGGCUCGAGCGGACCCAGGGCGCCGCCAGAGGGUCAGCCACGGCCGUCAAGUGCACGGUGGAGGCGGAGCCCGCCCGCGGCAUCUCUUGGACAUGGGUGAGGACGCUGGCGGACGGAAGCGAGGUGGACCUCCCGGAGGAGAGCAUCAGUAGCGAGGGCGUCUCCUCCAGCGUCUCCGUCACGCCCCAGACGCCCGAGGACUACGGCCAGCUGCUGUGUCGCGCCUCCAAUGAGGUCGGGCAGCAGCGGCAGGCGUGCGUGGUGACCCUCGUGCCCGCGGGGCCCCCGGACACGCCCUCCAACUGCACCGCCGCGCCCGUCAACCCGGAGGCCUCGACGGACAGCGCCUCGCUUGCCGUCAGCUGCCUGGAGGGCUUCGACGGAGGCCUCCCGCAGAGCUUCCUGCUGGAGACGUGGCAGGAGGGCGUCCUCAUCGCCAACAUGUCCAGCGACUUCCCCGAGUGGGUGGUGACGGAGCUCCGCGCGGGCGUAGGGGCUACCUUGCAAGUGACCGCCUACAACGCCCGGGGAGCGAGUGGCACCUUGCUGAUGGAGGUCCUUACCACCAGCGCCCAACACCAUGCAGCUCCGGAUGCUAAAGGCAUGCCCGACAUCCCGCCCCUGCUCGGCGCUGCGCUGGGUGGGGUGGGCGUGCUGCUCCUCCUGCUGCUCGUGGGCGUGGUCGUAGCGAAGCGAGUCCAUCGACGACCCAAAAAGCCCGUCGUGGAAAUGGCUCUCACGCCAACCGCCGGCGACGACUACGACCCCGACGUAGUGAAGUCCAUCCCGCGCCGCCCGCACAGCCUCGACGUCCUGCCGCACGCCCGCGAGGACGAGGCGCACGAGAUGGACCUCCGCAGCCAGGACGAGGACGACGAGGACGCCCUUGACGCCGCCACGCACGCCUUCGUCCAUUCGCGACCCGGGAGCUGCUCCUCCAGCGACAGCCAGAGCGUGGCGAGUCCUCACCACCUCGACGAGAGCCACCUGUACGAAGCGGACAGACAGUUAUCGCCCGGGAGAUGCUCCUGCGCCCACAGACACAGCCACACGCCCACGCCGGACGAGGAACCUCGCGACAGCCACCACAGAAGCAGAGACAGACAGGAUGUUAAUGAGUCACCCAAGGCUUCAGAAGCAGAGGAAAGGAUCACUGAGGUUUCAAAAAAUUUCCAGUGCUGGAGAUCCGACACAAAGAUGCCACCGUCCCCUCAGAACCUGACCUCUAGCGGGGAAAAAAAGAUUACCUCACGUAACGCCAUCUUCCAGUCCAGCCUUGGGGGACCAUCGUCUCGCUUGCCGACCUUUCGGGCCAAAGAAACCUCAACAGAUAUUUAAAAAGGAAAAAAAUAAUGAAACAGAACUAAAGUAAAAAUAAAAGUAAAUGGAUAUAUGACAUAAAAUAAAAGAAUCUCAGCAAAUUACGAAAAUGAGAGUAUAAAAAGAGCAGAAUAAAAUAAACCUAAGCAUAUUAAAAGAAUAAAAAGAUAAUCGAAAUCAAAUCAAUUAAAUAAAAAGAUGUAAGACAUAAGUUAUCAAAAAGUCAAUUAAAAAUAUUUAUUAAUAAAAAUAUAUUAUAUGUAUGACUAACCAAAACGAAAAAAGUAUCUUUAACUGGGAUUAUACACAUUUUACAUGGAAAUAGUAUUCUCAUUAUCAUUUCAUUAUUUUAUUUCUAAAUGAGAACUAUUCCAAAAUAUAAAGACAGAGGCGCGUGGAGUCCUAAAACUGCGCCAUUUUUCUUCUUCUACGGGAUCCAGAUAUAUUAAUUUUUCAGGAAAUAAUGUUAAGCGUCUCGGGCUAAUCAAGCUGUACCAAGAAAUGGAUUUUGUGCUUUUGAACCUGUUUCAGAAUAUGAUGCUCGUGUCCAGUGGUUAUCUCUGUCCAUGUGUUGUUACGAAAUAUACUGUAUGUACAUGUUUACACACAUAUUCAUGCAUUCACACACACACACACACACACACACACACACACACACACACACACACACACACACACACACACACACACACACAUACACACACCUCUGUGAUGCAAGAAAAAAUAACGUAUUACUAUUCAGAUGCAGAUUAUGCAUCUUGGCUUGAACUCAUGAGGUGAGAAAUGGGGUUUUGAAAAUGUGCCAAAAUGGUUUCGAGCCAAAAUACGUGAAUCAUACAUAACCACUACGUUUUGUUUUGUUUUUUGUUUUUGUUUUUAUACAUUAAACGCGGAGAAAUAUAUUAUCUAGACUUGAUUUUGUGUUUUUAGUGAAAGUAGCAACUGUGAAAAUCUGUGACGAAGUAUUCCAAAAAUAGUUUUUUACGUGCAAAUGAAUUGCAUUCUGAUAAUAAAACCAAUGAUAAUUUAGUGUUUGCAGAUUCAGCUAAUGAAAUUAACAUGAAGGAUCUUCAUGAGUGAUGUUAAAUUUCAUUCAUUUGAGAACUAUGUAGUAUAUACAGUUAUUAUCAUUUACAGUACACGUAAAAAAAAAUAUCUACACUCUUGAAACUAUAUCCUACGUAGGUCUUUGAUUAAAACUGAACUCGAGUGUACGUUCGUUCUAUUUCUUGCACGUUUAUAUUUUUUUUUUUUCCUUUCUUUUUUAAGUGUGUGAAUUUCGAAGACGGUACUGUUAUAGAUUCAUCAUUCUAUGUGCGUUCCCUUCGAGGAACACUUCUACAAGAGUACAAAGGCAUGAUUCCGAAUAGUGUUCGAUCGUCUGUUAGUGUGAAAUGAAAGAAUCUGAUAUUCAACGGGUGCUCCUUAAAGACUUGAAAAAAUGGAUAGAUAAAUGAACAAAUAAAUGGUAUGAUAAAAAGUGUAUGUCGAAUACACAGGCGAGUUUACAAAGACGCCAUCAGGCAUGAAACCAUAAUCUACUUUAGGGCUUUAUCUAUUUCGCGGACGCUCAGGUUUAAUAACUAUUAAAUCCAUGAUGUCGUAAAGUGUAGUUCCUUCUUGUCACAAACUCGGUAUUUAGUGAAGUCGACGUUUGUACAUGUACAUGUAUUUUGACAUAUAUAUCUGUGCUGUGAGCUUUAUGUUCAUUUGUAUAUGACAUAUGAGUGCCAAAAUAAAAUUAAGAUCUUG
This is a messenger RNA of Penaeus chinensis, 4383 nucleotides long. Its product is annotated as nephrin-like. The record is from RefSeq and is a predicted model, not a curated record. The coding region runs from base 10 to 2649 and encodes 879 amino acids. The transcript is spliced from 13 exons. NCBI's taxonomy places the organism in Eukaryota, Metazoa, Arthropoda, Malacostraca, Decapoda, Penaeidae.